Messenger RNA from Linum tenue, 2139 nucleotides. The record is from the annotation of a GenBank genome assembly. Lineage: Eukaryota; Viridiplantae; Streptophyta; Magnoliopsida; Malpighiales; Linaceae.
AUGGACAACGGCAAGAAGCCUGUCUUCUUAACGAAAGCCGAGAGGGAGAAGUUAGCCAUCCAGCGUCGCCAAGAGGAAAACGAGCUGCAGAAGAAGCGCCAGGAACAGCUUCUCGCCGAAGCGAACAGCCUGAAGCCCGUCUCUGCCGACUCCGACCGCCGCGACCGAGAUAGAGACAGAGACAGAGAUAGAGACCGUGAAAGAGACCGUGACCGAGACCGAGAUCGAGAUCGAGACCGGGAUAGGGAUAGAGACAGGGAAAGGGAAAGGGAAAGAGAAAGGGAAAGGGAGCGCGAGAGGGAUAGGGAUAGGGUUUCGUCGCGGCGAGACAGGGAGCGAGAGCGGGAAGAAGAAGCUAAAGCUCGGGAGCGAGCUCGAUUGGAGAAACUGGCUGAGCGAGAAAGGGAAAAGGAGCUCGAUUCCAUCAAAGAGCAGUAUCUCGGGUCGAAGAAACCUAAGAAGCGAGUGAUCAAGCCGAGCGAGAAGUUCCGAUUCUCGUUCGAUUGGGAGAACACGGAGGACACUUCGCGGGACAUGAAUGUUCUCUACCAGAACCCUCACGAGGCGCAGCUGUUGUUUGGCCGAGGGUUUCGCGCCGGAAUUGACCGAAGGGAACAGAAGAAGCUUGCUGCCAAGAACGAGAAGGAGAUGAGGGAUGAAAUUCGGAAGAAGGAAGGCAUCGAGGAGAAGCCAGAGGAAGCAGCUGCACAGAGGCUGAAGGAAGAAGCUGCUGAGAUGUAUGAUACUUUCGACAUGAGAGUGGAUAGGCAUUGGUCUGAGAAGAAGCUGGAAGAGAUGACCGAGAGAGAUUGGAGGAUUUUCAGAGAAGAUUUCAACAUUUCCUACAAGGGUUCCAAGAUUCCUCGCCCUAUGAGGAGCUGGAUGGAGAGCAAGCUGAGUCCAGAGCUCUUGAAAGCCGUGGAAAGAGCUGGAUACAAGAAACCUUCACCGAUUCAAAUGGCUGCCAUUCCACUUGGUAUGCGCCAGCGAGAUGUAAUCGGUAUUGCCGAGACUGGUUCUGGUAAGACGGCUGCUUUUGUUCUCCCCAUGCUGACUUACAUCUCUAGAUUGCCUCCAAUGAGUGAGGAUAAUGAAGCAGAGGGACCUUAUGCUGUUGUUAUGGCACCAACCCGUGAGCUAGCUCAGCAGAUUGAGGAUGAAACAGUGAAGUUUGCUCAUUAUUUAGGUAUCAAUGUGGUUUCAAUUGUUGGUGGGCAGUCUAUAGAGGAGCAAGGGCUCAGGAUUAGGCAAGGAUGUGAAGUAGUAAUAGCAACUCCAGGUCGUUUGCUUGAUUGUCUAGAUAGGCGUUAUGCUGUCUUGAAUCAAUGCAAUUAUGUAGUUCUUGACGAAGCUGAUCGAAUGAUAGACAUGGGUUUUGAACCCCAAGUUAUGGGGGUACUCGAUGCAAUGCCUUCCAGCAACUUGAAACCUGAGAAUGAAGAUGAAGAACUUGAUGAGAAGAAAAUCUACCGUACCACUUAUAUGUUCAGUGCUACUAUGCCGCCGGCCGUUGAGCGUUUAGCCAGAAAGUAUCUCAGGAAUCCUGUUGUGGUCACAAUUGGUACAGCUGGAAAAACAACCGACUUGAUCUCCCAGCAUGUGAUGAUGGUGAAGGAAUCAGAGAAGUUCUCUAGGCUACAGAGGCUGCUCGAUGAGCUGGCAGAUAAGACAGCGAUUGUGUUUGUUAAUACAAAAAAGAAUGCAGAUUUCCUUGCCAAGAAUCUAGACAAGAAUGGGUAUCGUGUUACUACUCUGCACGGAGGGAAGUCUCAGGAGCAGAGAGAGAUUAGUCUAGAGGGUUUUAGAACAAAGAGGUACAAUGUCUUAGUUGCUACAGAUGUUGCUGGUCGUGGUAUCGAUAUUCCUGACGUGGCUCAUGUGAUCAAUUAUGACAUGCCGGGGAAUAUUGAGAUGUACACUCAUCGUAUUGGACGUACUGGGCGUGCUGGAAAGACUGGUAUUGCGACAACGUUCUUGACUUUUCAGGAUACUGAUGUGUUCUAUGACUUGAAGCAGAUGCUUGUGCAAAGUAAUAGUGCUGUGCCUCCAGAAUUGGCUAAACAUGAAGCUUCGAAGUUCAAGCCUGGGUCGAUUCCUGAUAGGCCUCCUAGAAGAAAUGACACAAUCUUUACUCACUAG